Molecule: messenger RNA, 2393 nt
Organism: Diabrotica virgifera virgifera (western corn rootworm)
Lineage: Eukaryota; Metazoa; Arthropoda; Insecta; Coleoptera; Chrysomelidae
Exons: 2
Coding region: 389-1213 (274 amino acids)
Biological process (GO): regulation of transcription by RNA polymerase II
Cellular component (GO): transcription regulator complex; nucleus
Molecular function (GO): DNA binding
Source: RefSeq, a predicted model, not a curated record
GGCCAAUUAUUAUCCAGCAAUCAGGACUAAUAUAAUUGGCCAAUAUAAUUAAAAGUGCGAAUAAAAGUACAGAGCGUAGAAAUAGAGGUCGCUUUGCCGAACUUGCACGGUCCCAAUACGAAAAAAUGCGAUUAAAUUCGAAAAUGCGACCCCUAGAGCCGGCCCUGGCGAUACCCAAUACGCAACACGAAACGCGCAACAGCCAAUACAUAUUGCCACAUCGCCAGUAUGUGUUCCUGUAUGCAUAGGAUUCCUGGAACUUUGUUCACUGACAAAACGGGGCUAAAGCUAAAGGUCGUCCACCCAAAAUCACGCCACGUGCAACAUUCGGUGCAUAUCUUCCCUCAGUGUUUGUUGUGCGAUUCCGAUUCUUUAUAUUUUGUAGAAAAUGGCGGUGGCGUGGGACGAUUCCUUAUUUAACAUUAAGUUUGUUCGUGUUGUUGAAAGGCACCCGUGCAUUUGGAAUUUCAAUUUACAGGAAUAUAGCAAAAGGGAUACAACAGAGAAAGCGUGGGCGGAGAUCGCAGAAGAAAUAAACGAAACAGUAUCCAAUUGCCGCGAACGCUGGAGGAACAUCCGGACAGCGUUUCUUCGGUCACUGAAGACACCACCAGACAGAUCUGCGAAAAAUUCCAAAAAAAGAUAUUACUUAAGUAAGUACCUGCAGUUCCUAGUUCCAUAUACAAAAAGAAAAAAACUCUUCGGCAAUCUGGAAGCACAGGCUGAUUUUGAUUACAGUGAUCCUAUGGAUGAUGAAACUAAUCAAGUUGCAGAACUUCCUGAAGGUCUCGAAACAGACACAAAAGAUAAUGUAAGAACUCAGUCUCCAAAUCCAUCAAUUUCCUCACGUUAUGUGACAGAGGAAUCAGAUACUGAAGAAAUGAUACUGACUCAUAGUCAUCUUUAUAAAAAGAAACAAUUCUAUCAGCAAACAUCAUCAAAUUCAUCAAAAUCCACUCCGGAUGAUGAUGCUUCCAGAGCUUUCGUUGAAUGGGUCAAACAAAAAGAGAAUAAAAACAAUGCUGAAGAAAAUCCCAAUCUUCUUUUCUUACGCAGUUUAUUACCGGACAUGAUGAAAAUGACAGAGAAACAAAAUAGAAGAUUUCGCCAGAAAGUUAUCGGGUUAAUGGGUGAAAUACUUGAAGAUGAAGACAUUGAUAGACUGGCCUGUUCUACUUCUUCAGGAACUUACGCUACGACCAGUAUGCACUGAAGUGUACGCGAAGCCAUGGCUAAAACUAGAUUUUAUGUUAGAUUCCUAUUUGACAUGACCAACUUAUUAUCUCCCUCGGGAGAUAAACAGAGUAGAUAUUAUAAGGUUAAAAUACUUGGCUGCGUUUCGGCUCAACACGAGCCAUCAUCAGCAACUACAGGAACAACCAACCUACAACACAUUUUUUCUUCUUCUUCAGGUGCCAUCUCCGCUACGGAGGUUGCCAAUCAUCAUAGCUAUUUUAAUUUUUGAGGCAGUAGCUCUAAAUAGUUGUUUUGAGCUGCAUCCAAACCAUUCUCGCAGGUUCUUCAGUCAUGAAAUUCGUCCUCUUCCGAUGCUUCCUCUGCCAUCUAUCUUUCCUUGCAUUAUGAGUCGCAGGAUGCAAUACUUCUCGCCCCGCAUCACAUGUCCGAGAUACUGUAGUUUUCUUUCUUUAAUUUUAAGUUCAACUUCCUUCUCUUUACCUAUUCUUCUUAGUACUUCGUUGUUCGUAACUCUAUCUACCCAGGAAACCCUCAUAAUUCUUCUAUAGGUCCACAUUUCAAAGGCGUUAAGUCGUCUCAUUGUCUCUACAUUUAACGUCCAUGAUUCCACUCCAUAGUAUAGUACACUGUAUACGUAACAUUUUGUUAGACGUACUUUCAGAGCUAAUGUUAAAUCUUUGCUACAUAGGACCUUUUUCAUUUUCAUAAAAUUAGAACGUGCUUUUUCGAUUCUGACUUUUGAUUUCUGCAGUGCAGUUAUUAUUUUCUGUUAUCAGUGUUCCUAGGUAAGUGUACUUUUUUACUCUUUCGAUCUGCUGGCCCUCUACUAUCAAGUAGAGGUGUGUAUCACACAUUUUUUAUAUUAUUAAAAUAAGUGAAAAAAUUUGGAGAGACAACUCCCACCUCAGUCUAGAAACUUACCAACAGUAAGGGGCCAUCCAUUAAUCACGUGAGGCUCAAAAGGGGGGAGGGGUCUAUCAAAAAUCACGAAAUGUCACAAUACACGUGAUAUACAGGGACUUAAAACUCAUAAUGUAUCACCAAGGGGGAGGGGGAGUUAAAAAAUACCAAAAAAAACCUCACGUGAUUAAUGGACGGCCCCUAAGGAGAAAGAAUCAGUUAGGCUCGGUCCAAUUAAAAUACAACAUACAGAUUAAAAAUUAAGUAAACUUAAGAAAAAUUUCAGGUAAAGAUAA